AUUUUAAGAUGAUGGGAUCUAGUGAUCAACUCUUUAUGAUUCAUAUGGGACUAUGACAGAUACCUUCCAAAGUUUAUUUUGAACCAAAUGCCGCGGAGGUUUAUAGACUGAUUUCUCAAGAUUGGAAUGGGAAAUGGUAGACGGUGCCUCGGACAUCGCAUUCUUUAUCAGUAGUGGAUCUCAGUUUUGUUGUCCGGCUGUUGGGUCUCAAAUUGAAGGGAGCAAUGUGUAUUUUUUCAUUGAAACUUUAAGCUUCUACUCAUUCAACUUGGAAGACAAGCGUCUUCAUGUGUCUCUACCCUAUUCCAAUUUACCACCAUCAAGAUUUUUACUUACCUGUCUGAUGCCAGAUUUCUGGAAGGAUUACUUAGAUGGAGGAACAAAGGAGAUAAAGCAUGAGACUAGAGAGGUUUUGAAACAUGAAGUGAUUAAGAAGGAUGAGAUUUCAGAAAGAGAAGGAAACUUUUCCAGGCUUUCUCUACAUAUGCUUUCUGUAAUUUCUAGGCGCCUUAUAUUACAUGAUUACACAAGCUUCCGGGCUGUUAACAGAACAUGCAGAUUAGCUGCACCUCCAGUUCAAUGGACGAGUACUGCCUGGAAUGAAUUUGAGUUCUAUGAUCUGUUACCUCCUUGGCUCAUGUUCCGUCAAAACGGAAUUUGCAAUUUCAUUGAUCCAUUGCAUGACAAAAGGUAUCCCAUGAGUAUCCCUGAUGUUUCUUCAAAGGUUUUCUGAAUUCUCUACUCCAAAGAUGUUGGUGUGUCAGACUACAUGGAGAAAAUUCAAUAUUCUUUUGGAAUUCUUUGUCAAAGAAAAUCAUCCAACUUCCAGAUAUGCUCCACAAGUGCGAAGUUGUUGUUAGCUGCUCUUUCUCAUGUUCAUCAAAUUCUUCAGAGUGUGUCCCUGUUUUGGUUUGUACGGAGGACGAAGUUGCAUUUGACAUUGACAUCAUCUCUUUAGAAGAUGGAGAAUGGGUUACUUUCUUUGCAUUCACUAGUUAUGAAUUAGUUGCGACAGAUGACAAUACUCCAGCGUUCUUUCAGGGGAAAUUUCUACUUUCCUGGUUUGCAUGGAAAUUUAGGAGUCUUUCAAGAUUUAGAAAUUUUUGAAGUCAUGGAUAACCUUCAUUGCCCUUGUGAGUUGUGACUCCCUUCAUGGAAGCUAUUUGUGAGAAUGUGAUGGGAAGCUACUCUCAGUCUUUGUUAGAUCUUUCGGGGAAUGGAUUACAGUUUUUGAUCUUGAUAUCUCAGAAAUGGCGUGAAUUGAACUUGAAGAUCUAAGGGACAAAACAUUGUAUCUUAGCUAUUUUUCAUCUUUCUCCAUGACAGCAACAACUCCAGGCAUGGAAAAUAGGAUAUAUUUUUCUAGAUUUUCAGGAAAGAAUAUCAUCUAUUUUUCCCUUGCGUCUAAAAAGUUUCAGUCUCAUGGCACGAGAAACCUCUUCAGAGGUUUUUACCACACAAGUGAACAAUUACUCAGUGGUUGGGUUGUGCUCAAAUGGUGAUAGAUCUCUUAUAUAUUUUUCAAUAAUGCAUUGUAAUCUUA
Messenger RNA from Rubroshorea leprosula, 1543 nucleotides. The record is from the annotation of a GenBank genome assembly. NCBI's taxonomy places the organism in Eukaryota, Viridiplantae, Streptophyta, Magnoliopsida, Malvales, Dipterocarpaceae.